ACAUUCCUAGUGUAAAAGUUACCGCGAACGGUUUACUCUUUGCAAUUUGCGAUGUUGGUUUUUGUUUCUUCCAAACACUACUGUAAUAUCGAAUUUGUUAUUAGUGUUGCUACUUAGUGCGGACGAGCUAAGUGCGUUGUACGAGAGCUAAGGAUUGUUUUGUAGAGAUGUUUGGUUCAGUGGCUUCGUGAGCGCAAUGGAGUGCUGCGGAUUAGCUCGAGUUCUCUUUGGUAAGUAGUGAGCGGAUUGAUGUAAAUCAUUGAAGAAAAUGAGCAGGAACUCAAUGAGGAGGUCGGAUUUCCAUGACGAGCACUGCUGCGCGGGGAAUGUCACCGGGAACUUCCGGCGCACCUCUUCCCUGCGCGUGCGUGGGGAGAAGAUGGUGCAGCAGCGGUCGCCCCUGUCCACCAGGAGGGUCAUCCCGAUCAUCACGGAGAACCAGCACCACAAGCACCGCAGCGAUGCGCCGCGCCCGGCCGAGCCGAGCCCGCGCCCGCGGAGCCAGGCUUCAUUUUUCCAGUCACUCAGCUCCAAUGCUGUCCAACAAAAAAGCCGAUCUUGCUUGAAACCUCAUGACAACUACAUGGACAGAAAACUGAGCCCCACUGACUCCGCCCACACUCCACCCGGCUCCCCUGAGGAUCUGCCCGAUGAUGACUCCCUACACAGCUAUGGCAGUGCUGCCACAGCUGCCUCCAUUGAUGCUGGAUAUGCCCCAUUCAAUGGUACCACAUUCAGCGGGAGGUCCAUGCGCUAUGUGCUGCACUGCUCCUCGCAUGCGGGCCUGGCCGGGGAUGAGUACCUCACCCCCACACAAAGAGCACAAAGACAAAUAAGAAGACUAAAGCACCUACUCAGCCAUGCCAAAAAAGAUCUUGAUAAGAAAGACAGUGAAAUAUUCCAUUUGACCAAAGAAGUUGUUGAACUGCGCCUCUACAAGGCUUCCAUUUGUUCCCCUGACGACAAAUCUAACUCCAGUGAAAUUGUGACUAUAAGGGAGAAUGCUGAAGAUGGAACUGAACAAGAGAGUCCCAAGCAUGCAGUUGCAUGUCACUCAUCAUUUGACGUUACCGACAGCCCCUUAUUCAAGGACCAGACCCCAACUAGAUGUCGUAACAGUGAAAUGCAAGGUUCCUUUACCGAUUCCGGCCACUAUGAUGAUCUCACCAAUUCGUCCUUACACUCCAAAGAAUCGAUUACAAUGCACACACAUGAUGCAUCAUGCAUGACAGAAACAAAUGAGCAUGAAGAAGACCGUCGCAAGCUGAUAGAGUAUUACGAGAAGAAGAUAGAGGACAUGGUGCGGGCACAUGUGGGGGAGACGCAGGAGUUGAAGAAGGCGCACAACGACAAGGUGGAGGGGCUGUUGUCGAAGCUGGGCGAGGCGAGCGCGCGCUACGGGGAGCUGCUGCCGUCGCACGAGGCGGCGCGCGCGCGCGUGGCGGCGCUGGAGCGCGAGCUGGACGCGCUGGCCACACAGCUGCAGCAGGACGAGGCCCGGCAGCGCGCCGCCUACCUACACAUGUACAACAAGGGGGUCGAGGCCUCCAAGUAUGAGCCUGAUAAGGAGUUAGAGAGUCCGGACCGGUCUUGCUCCUCGCCGCGGGUGUCGGUAGAGGAGCUGCUGGAGCAGCUGCAGAUCACUCAGACGGAGCUGGAGAAUGUUCGGGAUGCGGAAUACACCACGGAACGGUCGGCAAAGUCACUUCUAAGUGCAAAGGAGGCUGUUUCCUUGUGGGUCCUAGGAGCGAGAAAGGCAAUGUACCGUCGCAUUGUCGAGUCCCAGAAGGGAAAUAAGGCCAGUGUGGACCCCGAGGUCACCCUUCAGUUCCUGAAAUCGGCAAUCUACUACUUCCUGACUGACACCGAGAACCACCAAGGUCAUCUGAAUGCCAUCGAGAACAUCCUAGGCUUCACUGAAGCUGAGAAAGAGAAAAUCCGAAAGGCCCGCGCCUCAUAAGACUGCUGUGAUCGUGUGAUAUACUGUAACUGUAGAUUUCAUUUCGUUGUAUUGUAUAGUUUAUUUUCGCAUGCCGUCUUCUUGGACACCACGCGUGUUUUUUAUUUACUUGCUUCGUUUUUAGAUCAUGUCACAAUAUUGUGAAACAGCAUAAUUUAGUUUAGGUAGGUAAGUAUGCUUUGUUUUUAGGAUAUUGUCUUUUGAAUCGAUUGUUCUGAUUGUCUUCAAUUUGUGAUAUGAUUUAUUCCUUAACUUUAACUUAUUAGUUUUAAGAACCAAAGAUUCUCGUUUCCUAUGAGUUGUGCGUUAAGUAGUUAAGUAGAUUGUAAGUUAGUAAAAUGUAUUACAGUUUACCAAAUUUUCAACGGUCCUAUUUUAAAAUUAUAGUUUAUACAUGGUUUUAAAUAAGUUAUCUUUUGUUAUUUCUUGUUUUUGUUAUGGAUGAUUUUGUUAUUUUAUUUUGCAUGCGAAUGCAUUUUAUAUUUUAAUCUAAGCAUAAUAAAUUACAAUAAUUAUAAAAAGUAGAUUAGCUAUAAAUGCGAGACAGGGAAUUAUAUUGACAUUUAAAUAACAACGGAGAUAAUUAUUUGUGAUCGUCCUUCUAUAAAUAUUUACAGUUAGUGAUUAUCAACUCACUUUACAUCAUAUUUAAUUUUCCCCUAUUGUUAUUUUGUUCCUAUUAUCAAACUUGCCAACAUUCGUAACUUUUUAUAUAUUGUUCUGCUGUUAGAAAUUUGUUUAACUAAAUAAGUAUACUUACCUACUUAAAUACAUAUUCUGCCUUGCCACCGUUCUGCAGCUGUGAUCAGUAGUACCUAAUAUUGUAUGAAUCUAUGUAAACUGCAUAAUACUAAAGUAUUAUUUAUGAAAUUAUGAUUGUACAUUUUACGUCACUCAUGGUUGCAAGUUGCAAUAUGUAAAAACGGAGUUAAAGGAAUAUAAGAUGAUUAAUUAAUUCGGAAAAUCAACUAGGCAUCUCGCUUCAUCUGUAUACACAUGCUACUAUGAUUAACUCAUCGUAUAUUCUUUUAUCUAGUUUAUUUAUAUGUUAAGAUCUAAAAUUGUGUGCACCUAGAGAAAAUAUUAUGAGGAACUGUCCUACAGGGCCGUAGGGGUAAUCUGUCCGAAUCAGAGCAAAUAGUUGUAUGUAAUUAGUACUGCGUUAGAGCGGCGACUGUUUUAUUCGUCGCCUGUAGGUAGCUAAAUUUACAGAGCAGUUGGAAAUAAAAUACAUUGUAAGUAACAUAGCAGCAUUAUCUUUAAGUAUUACUGUGCAAUAUUCUGAUUAUGUUUACUUUCGCUCAAUUGUUUUUAUUUGCUACAAGUAGUUUACUACAACUUUGUUUCAGGGUUUUGAUCAUGACAGUAUUUGAAUAUUUUCAUGACAUUAGGACAAUAUUUUGUUUUUUUGACAUGUCCCUUGCCUAUUUUGUUUCUUUUGCACUGAUUAAAAGCAAAAUAUGAA
Molecule: messenger RNA, 3425 nt
Organism: Plutella xylostella (diamondback moth)
Lineage: Eukaryota; Metazoa; Arthropoda; Insecta; Lepidoptera; Plutellidae
Source: RefSeq, a predicted model, not a curated record